CAUUCAUAUGGAAGCACUGCAAACGUGAACACAUUCUGUUUUUGUCCAGAGAAACUCAGGGAACUUUGGGGUGGUUUCAGGACACGAUGGAUUCAAAAAUGGUCUCUCUGUUGUAUGGGAUUAUUCUUGUGACUGGAAUGAAUAUCGCUGGCACAUACGCGCAGAGAGAAUGCACUAAGAGGAAAGUGGACCUUGCCUUCCUGUUUGAUGGGUCAGAAAGCCUGACAGCAGACGAUUUUAAGAAGAACAAAGACUUCAUUGCUGACAUGAUGAAGACACUUUCAAAUGCCCCUAUACAGUUUGCAGCAAUGCAGUUUUCGAAGACGUCCCGCACUGUUUUCACCUUUAAAGACUACCAGGCAAAGAAGGCAUUGGAUCUCUUAGAAAAGGAACAACACAUGAAUGGCCUCACCAACACAUAUGGUGCAAUGUACAAUGUUCUACACAUAAUUUUGAACAGCACAACAGCUGGUGCCAUUCCAGAUGCUACAAAGGUUCUAGUCAUCAUCACAGAUGGAAAUCCAUCUGACAAGGAUUGGAAAAAUGUCGUGAAACCUAUGGAUGACAGGCAUAUCACCCGUUAUGUUAUUGGGGUUGGGAAUGUCGCCCGGGAGACACUGACAGCCCUGUCAUCACAUCUCCCAAACAAGAAUACUACCUUCCCCAUAAAUGACUACGAUGGACUGAAGGGAGUCUUGGAUAGUCUACAGAAACAGAUCUACAACAUUGAAGAAUGCACUAAGAGGGAAGUGGACCUUGCCUUCCUGUUUGAUGGGUCAGAAAGCCUGAAAGCAGACGAUUUUAAGAAGAGCAAAGACUUCAUUGCUGACAUCAUGAAGACACUUUCAAAUACCUCUACACAGUUUGCAGCAAUGCAGUUUUCGAAGACGUCCCGCACUGUUUUCACCUUUAAAGACUACCAAGCAAAGACGGCAUUGGAUCUCUUAGAAAAGGAACAACACAUGAAGGACCUCGCCAACACAUAUGGUGCAAUGAACAAUGUUCUACACAGUAUUUUGAACAGCACAACAGCUGGUGCCAUUCCAGAUGCUACAAAGGUUCUAGUCAUCAUCACAGAUGGAAAUCCAUCUGACAAGGAUUGGAAAAAGGUCGUCAAAACUAUGGAUGACAGGCAUAUCACCCGUUAUGUUAUUGGGGUUGGGAAUGUCGCUCGGGAGACACUGACAGCCCUGUCAUCACAUCUCCCGAACAAGAAUACUACCUUCCCCAUAAAUGACUACGAUGGACUGAAGGGAGUCUUGCAUAGUCUACUGAUACAGAUCUACAACAUUGAAGAUUGACAGCGCUGUCAUCGUGCUGAUGGAUGAUGCAACUCUGGCAAAUUACAUCCCCUCCUACAGAGACCGAAUUGCCCUCUUCAAUUUCAGCAAAAGUCUCCUCUCAAAAUGAUUAGAUAGAUUACAUCAGUUUUGGUGCUCACAACAAUGUCUGCAAUGCCGGUUUUGAACGACUUAAUCAGACUGUACUUCAGACUUUCUUUCAGUAACAAAGAAAUACUUGCAAUUUUAGCACAUAACAAUGAUAAAGAGGCUAUAUGAAACUAUCUAAGGCUAAACAUAUUUUACUUUUUUUUACCAUCAAAAUGAAAUUGUGUGUUUCAUAUAUUGAAUGCAUUAUGUAGAAUGUUUCAUGCAGGGACCGCUUUUAUGCGCUUUAGUUGAGAUCUCUUGUAAAGCCUCUUUAACGGUAAAAAGGUUAAAUGUUACUUUUAACAUUGAAAUGCUAGUUUAAAAAGUCGAGCCAUUCUGGUUAUGCUCUUUAUCGACCUGCCUAUCUGGUUAUGACAUUUAACCAUGUUAUUAUUGGUAUUACUAAGAAAAUGUAUUUUUAUAUUAAUUUUUAAUGUGAACUAAAUGUUACUUCUUCCACCACAUUUGUAUUCACGUCUUCAGUUGAAUGUUGAUCUAACGUUGAUCAAGCUCCUUAUCCAUAUGGGUAAAAAGUGAUGGGGUAAAUAAGGUUUAAAAUGCAGUUGUUCAAGAAUGUUACGAAGCAUUUUAUAGUCAUUCAUGUUGGACACAAAUAUAAGAAAGUCAUUAGUCAGCUGGCAUUAAAAACAAUUGUGAAAGAA
Anguilla anguilla (European eel) is the source of this 2092-nucleotide messenger RNA. RefSeq names its product integrin alpha-L-like. The coding region runs from base 87 to 1301 and encodes 404 amino acids. The transcript is spliced from 10 exons. NCBI's taxonomy places the organism in Eukaryota, Metazoa, Chordata, Actinopteri, Anguilliformes, Anguillidae. The record is from RefSeq and is a predicted model, not a curated record.